Paramacrobiotus metropolitanus is the source of this 1636-nucleotide messenger RNA. RefSeq lists its product as uncharacterized. The transcript has 3 exons. NCBI's taxonomy places the organism in Eukaryota, Metazoa, Tardigrada, Eutardigrada, Parachela, Macrobiotidae. The coding region runs from base 123 to 1316 and encodes 397 amino acids. The record is from RefSeq and is a predicted model, not a curated record.
CAAAAGUUUUAGGAAUUUUGAGAUUCUUUUUAGAAUGCAGAACUUCAGAGAACACAGCGAGUCUGCGAUUAUCGUUUUUAUCAAAUGUUUUUCUGGAUAAUUUUUCGCGUACGGAUUUGAGGAUGGAUGGUCAACUGCUGCGCGAGUCAAUUCCGACAGAACAACGCGCGUCCGUGUUAGAUACUACGCUGAUAAGCGUCAUAAGCGUGAUAAUCCGCAAUGAAGUCGCCACGCAGAUCGCAGCAAACCACGCUGCGAAGCAAGCAGCUUUGGAGUCGGAGAAGGAAAAUCGACUACUGAGUGGGUUAAAUUCGGAAGAGCAAGGCGAAUCUCUGAUUGAUACGGCGCUGAUGAGCGCAGUCCGCAGUGAGGUCGCCAAGCAGAUCGCAGCGAAUACUCAGGAAUGCCAGAAAAGUGAAAAACCUGUGGCGCACUGCGAGUGUGCUUCAAAGAUCGCUGUUUUGGAAUCGGAGAUGGCCACUAUGAAGAGACACCUACAACUGGAAGACACUGGCAGUGUUGUGGAUUUUCAGCAGCCUUGUAAUGCUCCACCUAUCCGUGCGUUCUCGGAUACCUCGUCCCUAACUGAUUGUCGCGCGUCUGAAACGCCUGUGUCUGAGGAUGAUAAUACGAUGAUAAUGGAAGGAAUGCCUGACGCCAAGAUUUCGCUGGCGGUAACCAAACUGCUGCAAAUGGUGCACGAAUUAUUGGGACUUAUAAAAGAAUUCACCGAACGAUCGACGCCCGACGCAGAACUGGAUCGGAAACAUGUGCCGGCGAAUUCACGUAAAAGAAAAAAGAAAGCAGACUCCAAAGCGUCCAAAUGCCGACCCGCUGUAUUGCGAUGUGACCGUGCGGAGGAAACGGAGAUUAACGAAGAGAACGAAACUAGCAUGUUCUACGAGAGCGGUUGGGCCGUGCGGCUUUCCUCAAGGCUAAAGAACGUUAUAAAAAAAUAUGAGGGCGAGGACAACUCACCGGCAGUGGAUUGGGCCAUCUUCGAUGAUAACAACGACGACUGUCUGGAUGAUAGUCAACGUGUUGAUGGGGAAGAUGAAGUGAUUAUGCGUUUGGAGGCUCUAGCAGCCGGCGUUGCCAAUAGAGCCAGCAGAGCCAAAAGCAGUAUUAGUAUCGAAGCGCCUCCACUUCGAUAUGUCGAUCCGCGCAGAUCUGACUUUAAACACGGGGAUCGAGUAUCCACGAAGCCGAAUGCACCCUUACAACAAGCGGUAUAUCCAAAGCCUCGACAUUCUUAUCAUCCUUUAGAAGGAGAAAAAUCAGUUAGAAAAACACCAAAAAUUAAGUUCCUCCAAUGAGGAAACCUGUGGAGGCGCCCCAUGAUUCAGCUGCAUGUACGAAGGAUUUCUGCUUAACAUGCUCGGGCCAAAAGUAUAAAAAGCGACGUCUUGAAGACUAGCUUUAUUUUUGUCAGUAUUAUGGCGUUCUUCCAGAAUGUUGUUCUUUGCAUAGCACAGCACAUUUUAUAUCCUAAUGGAUAUGUUUUUAUGCGGUGUUAUGACGCGUCAUAUUUCUGUUUGUACAAUAGUUGUAAUUAUUUAAAGCCGGAUAUAUUUCCAGUGUUUUGUUGAAAUUCGUCGAUGGUUCACGUCGUUAGAAAACGAGUUAAUAAACAACA